AUGGCCGCAAAUUUUUGGACUUCAACGCAUGGAAUGCACUGGUUACUUAGUCGUCAUGCUCUCGCUGAAUGUAGAAAAGUAGAUUUAAAAGUCGUGACUGAACAAGAGUUAAUCAAAGUUAACAUAUGGUUCGCACAAAUAAUAACUGAACUUGGAAGAAAACUCUCAGUACGUCAAGUAAUUAUUGCAACGGCCAUUACUUAUUUCAAACGAUUUUAUACAAGAAAUAGUUUUAGAAAUACCGAACCUAAUUUAGUCGCCGCCACAUGUAUGUAUUUAGCAUGCAAAAUUGAAGAAUCUCCACAUCAUAUAAAAACCGUUAUCGCAGAGAUGAAAGCAAUCAUUAUAGAAGAGUUAGAAUUUAAUAUGAUAGUAUUUCAUCCAUAUCGUUCGUUAAUGACAUUGGCACAGGAUCUAGGUACCAAAAAUGAUGAUGUACAAUGGGCUUGGUAUAUUAUAAAUGAUUCUUAUCGAACUGAUAUGUGUUUGUUAUAUCCGCCACAUGUUAUUGCCACUGCUGCUCUUUAUUUACAAAUAGCACUUAAGGGGGGAGCUCAGUAUGGUGAUUAUUCGCUUACAUCGACUACAAGUAAUGCGAAUAAUAGCGGUGCUGCUGCUGGAGUAACCACAAGAAAUGCAAGAAGGGGUGCUGGUAAUAAUGCUGGUAAUGUUAAUGAAACUCCGAAAGUAAAAGAUAUUAGAUUAUGGUUCGCUCAAUUAAAUGUUGAUUCGGAACAGAUAAUAGAUAUUGUACAAGAAAUAAUAUCAUUAUAUGAAUUAUGGAAUGAAUAUAGUGAAGAAGUUAAGUCAAAUGGAUUGCACGAAUUAUUAUCAAGAUUAUUAAACAAAUGA
Molecule: messenger RNA, 852 nt
Organism: Funneliformis mosseae
Lineage: Eukaryota; Fungi; Glomeromycota; Glomeromycetes; Glomerales; Glomeraceae
Source: the annotation of a GenBank genome assembly